Myotis brandtii (Brandt's bat) is the source of this 3445-nucleotide messenger RNA. RefSeq names its product coiled-coil domain containing 13 (gene CCDC13). Lineage: Eukaryota; Metazoa; Chordata; Mammalia; Chiroptera; Vespertilionidae. Gene Ontology annotation, cellular component: centriolar satellite. Gene Ontology annotation, biological process: non-motile cilium assembly; cytoplasmic microtubule organization. The record is from RefSeq and is a predicted model, not a curated record. The coding region runs from base 482 to 2209 and encodes 575 amino acids. The transcript is spliced from 13 exons.
AGUCCGCAGGCCGACGCUCUAUCCACUGAGUCAAACCGGUCAGGGCUACUGAAGCUUUUAAAAGUCAUGAUUGAGUCCCAUCCCUAGGAAUUGGGAUUUAAUUGGUCCAAUAUGUGCCCAAGUCAUAUUUUGGGAGCUCCCGAGAGAUUCUAAUGUUCGGCCAGAGUGGAGAACCACUGUUUUAGGGACAGGAAGGGGGAAGCGUUGAGUCUGAGUGAUGGGGAGUAUUCUGAUGCCACGCACAGUUGGGGGGCAGAGUCAGGGCUAGAGGAGGAUGCUCAGCUCAACUUUGGUUUCCAGGGGAUUGAGGUGAGGUGGGGGGGCGUCUUCUGAACUUCCACGUGGCCACAUGCAAAGCUAAGCAGCUAACUCCAGGGUUGGGGGCUGCAGACCCGCUGACUAUGUACUGAGCCCUCAUGGGAAAUGUGCGUUUUGUGAGGUUCACUUCAGCUCGGGCCUCUUUUCCUACUCCCAGGGCAAGAUGGCAGCGGAGGAAGGCUCGCAGGACACCUUGCGGCUCCAGUUCCAGGCCAUGCAGGAGAUGCAGCACAGACGGUUACAGAAGCAGAUGGAGAAACAGAAGGAAAAGGAACUGAGCCUCAACAGCAGAGACGAUGACCCGGAAGAGCCCUUGGAGGUCUUCGAUGGCCUCAGCCUUCUCCAAACUGGGGAGCAAAACUCACAAAGCGGCUUUGAGCGGCGGGUGCUGGAAGAUGAGAUCGAACAGCUUCGCCACCAGCUCAGGGAAACCGUGGACGAGAACGGGCGGUUGUACAAGCUGCUGAAGGAAAGGGACUUUGAGAUCAAACACCUGAAGAAGAAGCUGGAAGAGGACAGGUUCGCCUUCACAGGGUCAGCCGGUGUGGCUGGGGAUGCGAUUGCCAGCAAGAUCGUCGAGCUGUCCAAGAGGAACCGGGUGCUGAUGGCGGAGUCCGAGGGUGCGAAGACCAGAGUGAAGCAGCUGAGCAAUCGCGUCCGGGAGCUGGAGCAGGAACUGCAGACGGCCCUGGCCAGGCUGCCGGCCAAGGGGGCCACUGACGCGGGAGCUAAGCCGCCGAGGGCCCAGCCGGGAGAUGGAGCCUUGCCGGAGACCCCGGAGCUGAAGGCCUUGCAGGACAGGCUGGCCACCGCAAACCUGAAGACGAGUGACCUCCGCAACCAGGUCCAGUCUCUGAAGCAGGACCUCCGGAUGGCCCAGAAGGUGCUGGCCAGCGAGGUUGGGGAAGAUGUGAACAUCCAGCAGCUUCUGUCCUCGCCAGGGACCUGGAGAGGUCGGGCUCAACAGAUUCUCGUUUUGCAGAGCAAGGUUCGAGAGCUUGAGAAGCAGCUGGGACAGACCCAGAGCCAGUCUGUGGGAGCAGCCAGUGACGAGCUGUCCGUCUGUCCCGACCCGAGGAAGCUGACGGCACAGGAGAAAAACCUGCUGAGGAUCCGCAACCUGGAAAGGGAAAAGCAGGAAGGCUGGGAGAAACUGGCCGCUGAGCGGGACGCCCUCCAGAGAGAGCUCGAAGAGCUGAAGAAGAAGUUUGAGGGCGUGAGGUCCCGGAACAAGGUGCUGGCGAGCGAAGUGAAGACCCUCAGGAGUCAAAUGGGGACCCUGGUGGAGAAGGGCCGGCAUGACGACGAGCUCAUCGAUGCCCUCAUGGUCCAGCUGAAGCAGCUACAGGAGAUUCUGGGCAGCCUGAGUCUGCAGGAGGAAAAGACGCGAGCCUCCCAGCACCACCUGGACCAGCAGCUCAACAACGAGGCCCAGCAGAGCAGCAGCCUGGUGGCCCAGCUGCAGGCCAUGGUGGCUGAGCGGGAGGCCAAGGUGCGGCGGCUGGAGUUGGAGAUCGGGCAGCUCAGUGUGCAGUAUCAUCGGAAUAAAGGCGUGAGCGAGGGGUCCAGUGGGCCCGAGGUCGGCCCCGCCCACACCGAGGUCCCGGAGGACGCAGGCCUGGCCAAGUCCCCGGCCUCGGCGGCGGGCGACCACGGCAGGCUCAGAUCCCCUCGCUCGGUGACCAGCCUGGGCCACACACUCGUGGAAUCUGCCCGCACGUGGCCUUCCCCGCCCAGUCCUCAUGGGGCCUCACCCAGGUUCUUGGACUCCCCAGAACACAAGGGCUGGCAGGCCCAGGUGACAGAGCUCAAGGCUCUCUGGCAGGCCACCGAGGUGGAACGCAACCGGCUCACCGAGUUCGUCACCGUCCUGCAGAAACGGGUUUCCUGAACACACAAGUGCUGGCCUUGUUUUCCAUUUCCUCAUGCUCGGCGCUCUGUCCCCCGCUGAGGCCCUGGUAGACUGCGGCGUCCUUACCACUUCCCUGGCUUGCAGAAGGAGACUGACUGCCUCAGUCCACAGUUACGCAGACAACUCGCUCGCAGCUCGCGGCCUUGUCUGAGCCCAAGUUCACGUCUUCUGCUCUCACACUGGCUUGUGAGAUCGGAAGCUUUCCUGUGACAGAGAUAUAACUUACUGCAAAAAGACUCCUUUUCCAACCCCCACCCCCCACCAAUUUCCCGCUCCUCACAGAAAAGAUCUGUUAGAACUUUCAACAUGUUUUCUUUGUACAUCCAAAAAUAUGCAUGUAUAUGUGUACAUAUGUGUAUCUGUAGAUGCACACACAUAUAUAAUGAAUUAAAAGACGGACUCACACUAGGCACAUCUUUACAUGUCUGUGGGAGUAUAUCCGUGUUACAAACUUCUAAUAGUGGGAUCUCUGAAUCAAAGAAUAUGCGCAUUUAAAAUGUCCACAAAUAAUGGCAAAUCAUGUAUACGGCAUUAUGUAUAUAAUGUGUAAUAUUGAUCUUCAUAGAGAUCUUGUAUCCUUUGUAUUAAAUUCAUUCCUGGAUAGGGGGACCUCCUCAUCUGAGUAUUCUUUAUCCCUAUCCCAACAGUUACAGUCCUCGUGAAAGCAAAAUUUUUAACAUCAAAACAUUCACCCACCAAUGACUUGGUGUAGUCACCACUUCCCAUUGCCAUUCGGUCCAUUUGGUCAAACGCUCGAAAUAGAAUGAAAAUCAAUUACCAAGUAAAAAGGGCGGGUCUUUAACAAUGUCUGGAGUUUCAUGAGGUUGGUGCACAUGGUCUUGGGGAGCUGCUAGGACCAAAGCCAUUGACAAACGGGAGUCUAACCGCCUCGGCUCAGCUACUGAUCAAAGAAGAAGCAAUUAGCCACGUGUGGCCAAUGUGACUGAGGAGCCGAGUUUUUAAUGCCAUCUGAUGUUCAUUCAUGUGCAUUUAGCUACACAUGAGCAUUAUGCUGGCAGCCACGGUGCCGACCAGCACAGCUCUCUCAGAUUCCAUCGGACUCCCUGGUAUGAAUAUGUUAGUGACCACUAUUCUCUUUCUCCUGUUCAUGGACCUUUUAGGUUGUUUGAGUUUUUUUUGCUUCUACAAAUAGUUUCAAGGAACAUGCUUGAACAAGUUGUGUUAAGAGGCCUGUAUACUGUGUUUGUGUACUGU